AUGGAAAGUCUCCAACCCCACUCAAAUUUGCAAAGCUUAACUGUUAGCUGUUAUGAAGGCAACAGCUUUCCCUCAUGGAUGUUAAGACCUGUUGGUGAUUCUGGUUUGUUUUUGCUUAACAAUUUGAUGGAGCUGAAUUUGUUCGAUUGCCGCAAUUGUGAAAGUCUUCCACCUCUGGGCCAAUUGCAGAAUCUCCAGUUUCUUAAUUUGAGAAAUCUGCGGGAAGUGAAAAGCAUGGGUAAUGAAUUUUAUUGCAACCAAGGUAUUGAUGAUAUGAAUAAGGUGAUCAAGGUGUUUCCUGCAUUGAAAAAAUUCACCUUAAGUCGGAUGGAAAGACUAGAAGAAUGGACAGCAAUGGCGGCCACAAAGACGGUCAUGUUUCCUUGCUUGGAGGAGCUGAAUAUUUGGCGUUGUCCCUUGUUGAAAAGUGUUCCAUUAAAGGGACAAUAUUUAUCUCUUGAAAGUCUUAGAAUUUCCAAUUGCAGAGCAUUAAGCAAGAUUGGAGACGGAUUAUCUACCUCCACUUGUCUCAAAGAAUUAGAUCUAUAUCAUCUUAAUAUAAGUUUGCUUCCAGAUUUGAAAGGAUUUUCCUCUCUUCAAAAUCUAUCAAUUGAAAGGUGCGCUGAGUUGGAAGUUAUUCCGAUUACCGGGGGAUUUUCAUCUCUUGAAAAGCUUAGCAUUCUCUUUUGCAAAAAAUUAAGCAAGAUUGGAGACGGAUUAUCUACCUCCACUUCUCUCAAAAUAUUAGAUCUAAAUUUUUGUUUUAAUUUAAGUUUGUUUCCAAAAUUGGAAGGAUUUUCCUCUCUUCAAAAUCUAUCAAUUCAAAGCUGCAAUGAGUUGGAAGUUCUUCUGAUAACCGGAAGAUGUUCAUCUCUUGAAAAAGUUAACAUUUCCAGCUGCAAAAAAUUAAGCAAGAUUGGAGACGGAUUAUCUACCUCCACUUAUCUCAAAUAUUUACAUCUAUUUGGUUGUCCUAAUUUAAAGCCCAUGCCAAGUUUAGAUGGACUCUCUUCUCUCACAGAAUUAAAAUUGGAGAAUGUAGGGGAAGGAUGGAGUUUUCUGCUACCAAAUAUGUUUCGAUCCAAUACUUCCCUUUGCAGUCUAAGAAUAUUAAGGUUGCCUGAUCUGAUAUGGAUUCCAGAUGACAGCCUUGGUAGGCUUAAUUGCUUGGGAGAAUUAACCAUUGGUGGUUUCUCAGAAGAGCUGCAGGAAUUCCCAUUUCUCAGUUCCAUUCAAUAUCUCAGUGCCUCCCUUCGAGUUCUAGUGUUGAUUGGUUGGGAAAAGCUGAAGAGUCUUCCCUCCCAACUUCAAUUCCUCACUGCCCUUGAAUCUUUGACGAUACAAGAGUUUCAAGGAAUAGAAGCUUUGCCGGAGUGGUUGGGGAAUCUCUCUUCUCUAAGCCAUCUGUAUAUCUAUUCAUGCAAUAAACUCAUGUACCUGCCUUCUGUAGAUGUCAUGCGAAGCCUCUCCAAAUUACAAGAAAUUAGCAUUCUACGUUGUCCUCAAUUAGAUACAAGAUGUGAGAGGGAGAGUGGCCCUGAAUGGUCCAAGAUUUCCCACAUUCCAGGAAUAUUUAUUAAUGAUCUGAGGAUUUAG
Molecule: messenger RNA, 1596 nt
Organism: Gossypium arboreum
Lineage: Eukaryota; Viridiplantae; Streptophyta; Magnoliopsida; Malvales; Malvaceae
Product: disease resistance protein RPV1-like
Exons: 2
Coding region: 1-1596 (531 amino acids)
Source: RefSeq, a predicted model, not a curated record